This is a messenger RNA of Equus caballus (horse), 3232 nucleotides long. The record is from RefSeq and is a predicted model, not a curated record. NCBI's taxonomy places the organism in Eukaryota, Metazoa, Chordata, Mammalia, Perissodactyla, Equidae.
UCGUACAGCCGAAGAGACUGAGACACAGGGAGGGGUCGUCAUGGGCUGAAAGCUACAGAGCCGGAGAGUGACGCUCUUGGCCUUUCUCCCAGUUCUGGCUCUGGAGCCUGUGCACACUUCAGGUGUCCAAGAAAUGCUGCUUACAGUGUGUCGCCAGAUGCCACGAGCAUCGUGCAGUGCACGGUUCACACUGCCGUGUCGAGUGUGGUCGGGAGUGGGUGAUAACCGACCAAAGUCCCCUCGUUUGGCCUUCCCGAGCUUGGGCAACCAGCCCACCUGCCUUUCUCCUCCGCUGCCCAGUCGACUGCCCGAGGACCUUCAGGAUUGGGGUUGAGUGGGUGUGUGCAUGAUCGGGGGCUCGGGCAUUGUCAUCAUCCCAAGACAGAGCGCUUCUUAGGGGCGAGGAAUGAGCACUCCUAGGUCCUUGUGGAGCUGUUCCAGAGAGCCAGCUCCUUUCUUGUCCAGCUCGCUGUCCCCCGGCGGCCUGGACCUGACCCCAGUCUGCGCUCUUCUCCCCGCAGGGAGCCGGGAGGCUGCCUUUACGUACGCCAUCAUUGCUGCCGGAGUGGCCCACGCCAUCACAGCGGCCUGCACCCAGGGCAACCUGAGCGACUGUGGCUGCGACAAGGAGAAGCAAGGCCAGUACCACCGGGACGAGGGCUGGAAGUGGGGUGGCUGCUCUGCCGACAUCCGCUACGGCAUCGGCUUCGCCAAGGUCUUUGUGGAUGCCCGGGAGAUCAAGCAGAAUGCCCGGACUCUCAUGAACUUACACAAUAACGAGGCAGGCCGAAAGAUCCUGGAGGAGAACAUGAAGCUGGAGUGUAAGUGCCACGGUGUGUCGGGCUCGUGUACCACCAAGACGUGCUGGACCACGCUGCCACAGUUUCGGGAGCUGGGCUACGUGCUCAAGGACAAGUACAACGAGGCCGUCCACGUGGAGCCCGUGCGUGCCAGCCGCAACAAGAGGCCCACCUUCCUGAAGAUCAAGAAGCCGCUGUCCUACCGCAAGCCCAUGGACACAGACCUGGUGUAUAUCGAGAAGUCGCCCAACUACUGCGAGGAGGACCCGGUGACGGGCAGCGUGGGCACGCAGGGCCGCGCCUGCAACAAGACGGCGCCCCAGGCCAGCGGCUGCGACCUCAUGUGCUGCGGCCGCGGCUACAACACCCACCAGUAUGCGCGCGUGUGGCAGUGCAACUGCAAGUUCCACUGGUGCUGCUACGUCAAGUGCAACACCUGCAGCGAGCGCACCGAGGUGUACACGUGCAAGUGAGCCCGCGGCCCGGCUGGCCGCCUCCCGCUGCAGCUUCGCCUGCGGGAGGACCGGACUGCAGUCCCCCUGGAGGUCACCUCCCAGACCUUCCCGGGGAACCGCAGGACACUGAGCUUGUCUUUUCUGCUGAGGGGGCCCCUCUCCUGGGUCUCCCGCCGGCACCUGUGGUAGAGAUGGCUCCGGAGCCCUGACCGUUCCAUUCCACGCCCAGCGCUGCUCCUCCCGCCCCAGACCCACCUGGGGCCCUCCUCCUCUGGAGCACAGCCUUUCGCAGCAGGAAGUCUGGACCCUGGGGCCUCAUCAUAGCAAUAUUUAACAAUUUAUUCUGAUAAAAAAUAAUAUUAAUUUAUUUAAUUAAAAAGAGUCCUUCCACCUCGUAGGGAUCCGUUUUCUGCAAUCAAAGUGGGCCGCUUGCUUCCCCUGCGGGAUGACGUCGCUAGGACCAGGACCCAAGAGAACUGUACCCUUAUUCUGUGUGCAGAUGGCUCUGCUAGGUGAUUUCGCAGGACCCUUUUGCCGCAGUAGAUGUUUCAGUCCAGAGCAGACGUCCUGUAAGCAUAUAUAGAUAUAUUUACAUACACUUUUAUAUGUUUUUGCUGUUGCUGCUACUUAUCCAGAAAUUUAAGCUGGUCCAGAUUUGGAGACGUUUUCCAGAAUACGUUUCCCACUCUUUGGUCCCCCCCAGCUCAGACUUCGCCAUUAGAAAAACCCAGUUUGGAAUAGAAAGAGAGAGGAAAGAUAAUAAUAAAACUCCCAACGGUUUUCAUCUUUUGGAAAGUGAGCCACUGGAUGAGAGAGAGUAUUUUGUAAGAGACUAUUUUUAUAUGAAUAUUUUAUUUAUAUCGAGUCUGCCUGUAUCAUUCCGUGGCCUCUGCUGCUGCUUAACUCUGGUACUCACCUUUGGGUAAGGAGAGGCGAGGCCUGGCCCUGGGGUCCCGCCCCACGGGGCCCCUCACGUAGCUGGGUUCUCGAGUUCUGUUGGCCAAGUGGACAGAAGAGGCCCCUGGCUGCCGGCCUGCAGUGUCAUCGGUUUUCCCUGGGAGAGGAAUCAGAUCCCCAGCCCCAGCCUGGUAAGCUCAGGCCUUUUGAGCAGGGUCACUGAGUGGUGACCUCAUGAUGAGCAAUUUGGGGGCAGGCCGGUGCCCUCGGCGUUGCACGGCCGUCACAGGGACUCAGUCAUCGCCGCUCAACAGAAGCCAGCUCAGGAAGCCUACCCCUCAGCAGGACACUCUGCCGUUACCGUGUGUCAUGGGGGGUGAGGCACAGCCCUCAGUGAUGGGGCAGGAAAGCUAGGGCGAGGCGUCCCAUGGGCAGCAGGGCCCACAGGGCUCCCUGGAUGUCAUGGUCCCAGGGCAGACCAGCAGAGGGAGGCAUGGACGAGGCCUCUCUGCCCUGGGUGCACCUGUGUCCAGUGCCUCUCAAUCUGGAAAGCUCUCCUCCAGGAGGCUGUGGGGGUUCCAAUAUGUGUCCGCUUGCAUUUCCGUGUGUGUGUGUGUGUGUGUGUGUGUGUGACUUUAGGGGUUCCUGGGGUAGUCAUGUAACUUGGGGACCUCUGGGGUGCUGAUGUGUGUACGUCUUGUGUGCUCCUGCGUGUACCUGCCAUCUGUGUGUCUCCCUCCGCGUGUCUCAGAGACUCUGGGUGAUGUGAGCAUGUGAGUGUGUGCCUGUGCACCUGCCGGUCCCAGCUGUCUCUGCUUGCGGUUGAGGGCUGAUGGAGUGAGACGGACUGCAGGGACCUUUGGCGAUUGUGUUGAGCCACCAAGAGAUGGCACUUCUCUACUCUGUGCCCACAGACACUGGUGAAACUCGGACACCUCUGAGACCAUAGCCCCAUGGCCCCACACGCCGGGAGCCCUCCCCUGUGUAGGCCGUGUUGGACUCCCCAGUGUCAGCACUGGGCCUGGAUCACAGCGUGGACGAAUAAAAUGGCUGGAUGGUUGGUUGAUUUCUUCCCUUGAA